GUGCGGACCCUUCAAUUAAACGAAGAUUUAGCCUUAAAAGAAAUCCGCAACCACAAGAAAGAAGAGAUGUGUUAAAAAAAAGAACAAAAAAUCUAGCCUGGGAUAUUUUACCACCUCUUGGCACCUAUUACGAUGAUUACGAAGAUCAAGUCUCUCGCCUUUGCGGUAUUUCCGCGGCCAUGGGUGAUAGUUGUGGAUAUUUUGAAUCUUUAGCUUUCUUUGGAGCUUAUCAUAAUACGGAAGACGAUACAGAUACAUUUGGUUAUUACUGUCCUACUGUUUGCGAUCCUUCUUUUGGUAUCAUUGUCAAAUUCAAUGAAAGUGCAGUCGUUGAGUGUGAAUCCACUUACGUUGCGAUUUAUGAGGCCAGCUAA
This is a messenger RNA of Dentiscutata erythropus, 374 nucleotides long. The record is from the annotation of a GenBank genome assembly. Lineage: Eukaryota; Fungi; Glomeromycota; Glomeromycetes; Diversisporales; Gigasporaceae.